This is a messenger RNA of Melopsittacus undulatus (budgerigar), 2832 nucleotides long. It is a transcript of the gene F2RL1, whose product is annotated as F2R like trypsin receptor 1. Gene Ontology annotation, biological process: blood coagulation; thrombin-activated receptor signaling pathway; phospholipase C-activating G protein-coupled receptor signaling pathway. Lineage: Eukaryota; Metazoa; Chordata; Aves; Psittaciformes; Psittaculidae. Bases 150 to 1325 code for a protein of 391 amino acids. The record is from RefSeq and is a predicted model, not a curated record. Gene Ontology annotation, cellular component: plasma membrane. The transcript has 2 exons. Gene Ontology annotation, molecular function: thrombin-activated receptor activity.
GGGGAUAGGGGAUGUGGCCUGGCUCGGGCCCGCCUGUCGCCAGGCUGGAACCAGCGAGACCGCGCCCUCCAUCCCCUCCUAACUUAGGUAUCAGGUGAAACUGGUCCGGCGUGCUGGGGAGGCUGCAGUGGCCGGAGCGCGACAGAAGGAUGGCUGGACGCUGCGGGUUGUGCCUGGUUGUUCUGCUGCUCGGUGCGCUGGCAGCCGCCACUCCCUCAGAGAGUAGCAGAGCCAGCAGUUCAAAAGGAAGAAGUUUUGCUGGCCAGCAAGUUCCAAGUACAAAUAAUGGCUCUUCAGAGAUAUACGGCGUGGAUGAAUUUGCAGCAAAAGUCCUCACAGGAAAGCUGACUACAGUUUUUCUUCCCGUUGUCUAUAUCAUUGUCUUUAUCAUUGGUUUGCCAAGCAAUGCCGUGGCCCUCUGGGUCUUUUUUUUCCGAACAACGAAGAAACAUCCUGCUGUGAUUUAUAUGGUUAACUUGGCAUUGGCAGACCUUCUGUUUGUUGUGUGGUUCCCACUGAAAAUUGCAUACCAUGUAAAUGGCAAUAAUUGGCUCUUUGGUGAAAGUCUUUGCAAAGUACUUGUUGGAUUUUUCUAUGGAAAUAUGUACUGCUCCAUCCUCUUUAUGACAUGUCUCAGUGUGCAACGGUAUUGGGUUGUAGUAAACCCCAUACUGCAGUCGAGAAAGAAAUCUGAAAUUGCCUUGGGCAUCUCCCUUGCUAUCUGGAUACUGAUUUUGUUGGGUACCAUCCCAUUAUAUCUUGUUAAUCAGACAAGAUAUAUUUCAAAUCUUAACAUUACUACCUGCCAUGAUGUGUUGCCUGAAAAUGUUUUGGCUCAUGAUAUGUUCAGUUAUUUCCUCUCGCUUGCAAUUGGACUUUUCUUAAUCCCAGCUGUCCUCACUGCUGUUGCUUACAUAUUGAUGAUUAAGACUCUGAAUGCUUCCAUCUCAGAUGUAAGCACUGGGAAGAAAAGAAAAAGAGCCAUCAAACUCAUAAUUGUUGUCCUGUCAAUGUAUCUCAUCUGUUUUACACCUAGCAACGUGCUGCUUGUUGUGCACUAUUUGCUCCUCAAAACCUACAAUCAGAGCUAUCUGUAUGUGUCCUACAUAACUGCACUGUGUCUUUCUACUUUGAACAGUUGUAUUGAUCCGUUCAUCUAUUACUAUAUUUCAAAAGACUUCAGAGACAACCUUAAAAAUGCUCUUAUCUGCCGAAGUGUGAGAACUACACGGAGAAUGCAGGUGUCUCUCUCAUCAGGAAGAUACCCUAAGAAAUCAAAUUCUUACUCUUCAAACUCAAAUGGGACCACUAAAUCAACCUACUGAGUUUAAUCCUUGGAAAGUGAACUUUUAUUGCUACUGCUGAAAGGAUGUAAGUGACAAGAGAGUUAUUUUUUACAAGAGUCUAAAGAAAACAUCUCUGCUGUUUAAUUGCAUUGAAGCCUGGAUUUGAGAACUGACAGCUGCUUACCCUGUGUAGAAACAGUAAGCAGAUAAGGUCCCAUGAGAUUGGGAAAAAAAAAUCAUAAUGACAUUUCAGAUGCUUUGCAAAAAUGCUGCUGACCUGAAAGUGAGUUGUGGUUGGGGACAUUUUUGUUCAGUAUCAAAGUUGUUAAGAAACAAAAUGUCACUGGAAUGUUGCGUAGUGUUGUCAGUAUAUUUAAUUAACAGAGAAAUCUGUUUUGUUUGGCUUUAACUGUAAUGUAUUAAACAGCUGAACAGAUUACAUAUGUAGGACUUUGCUCUGUACCUGCUUAAUUUGAAACUGAGAAGGAAAAGAGAAUCCAUUUCACCAUCUUGGUAUAGACUGCUUAUUAUCUUUAAUAUAAUUUUAUAUUAUUUUCCAAGUUACCUUGCUGUAAAUAGUAACAUGGCAGAAGUCUGUAAGAUUAUCCUAUCAAGUUGACAAACUGAUAGGAUAGCACUGAGAUAAAAUUUUAGUUGAGAUUAUCCACUGUUACUUAAUGCUUGCUGGUAUAUGAUCUUACAUGAGGCUUUUUAACAACAUUUUGAUGAAUAGUUAUUUGAUUUUUAUACAAUGUGCCUUGUAUUUUUAAAGAUGCAUAAAUAAGUUUGUUUUUUUUUAAUGUAUGUAAAUAUAACACAUUUGAGUUGGGUACUUUCUUUUCUACUUUUACAUGUUUUUCAAAAUACUGAGUAGUUCAACUUGCCUGACUUCAGGUCACAAAUAUAACAGUGAAUCAGAAGUCUGACAACUAUAGGUGUAAUAUCUGAAUGGGUUAGGUAAAAAUUAUUUAAUAAUGUAUUUCAUUAGGGUGAAACUGUGCCCUGUUCCCUGUUUUAUAGGCAGAUAGCUAAAAUCAAAUGGUUCAGAACUGGGGGGGAAUAUGUGGGGGAACAUUAACAAAAUAGAUAGCAAAUUUAACCACAGUGGAUUUCUGAACUACGUUAAGUCCUCUUCCCUCACCCACCGCUUGUGACCACUCAGGAAUAUGGAAUCACAUUUACUUUUAAUCUGAGAAACUGAUGAGCUUGUUUGGUGGCGGGAUUUAAAUGUUGGGGUUUUGUUUGCUUGUUUGUUUGUUUUGUUGUUGUUUCUUUUUUUUCAAAUUUGCAGUCAAAUGUUUCAUGAAGUUGUAUUGUGAACUUGCAUCCAGGUGAUGUAUCUGAGACAUAGGCUGAGUCCCUGUUAAUGUAAUGGAAAAGCCCUCAGUCCAGAAAGUACUCUGAGACAACUAGCAUAUAGAUAGAAAAUAUUCAGCACUUCUAAUAUGGAGUGUAAGGAAGGGGAUAGAUGAACUGUAGCAGGAAUAAGAGAAUCUUGUACAGCUUGAAGUCCAUUAUUUAUAUAAUAAAUUAUUAUUUGUGCUAA